AUGUUCGGCAGUGCUCUGGCUGGAAUCGAGGUUGGGAAAGCAGAAGGACAACAGCAGCAGCAGCAGCACCACUACCACCACCACCAGAAGCAGCACCACCAACGACGACAAGACGAGCAGCACCACCCCGGCCAGCCCCAAGGACGGAUUGCGGGUCUGCAUGUGGAGGGGCGAGGCCAGAAGCAGCACCGACAAGCGCCGAGCAGCAGCAGCAGCAGCAGCACCGACCAGCCCCCGUCGCUUAUAAGGAGCAGUGGCGGUCCUGUCCUCCCCCGAGCCCGCCGCCGGGUGGUCACCAUCCCGUCGCCCUGCGCCUCGUUCCUGUGGUACCUAGCGAGAUCGCGCCCGCCGCCGCCGCUACCGCCGCUUCAGCCUCCCGAACCGCAGCGAAAGCCACGGCUGGUCUGGCCGGGGCCCGUUCCGCCGCCGCCACCGCCACCGCCGCUGAUAGACUACGCCGCCCGGCCAGCUGAGCGUGCCGCACUACCGCCACCAGUGCUGCCAAAGCCGCAACUGCCGAUCCCGCAAAUGACCGCCGACAUGGCCAGCACGCCACCCGCAAACGGGGCUGCCGCGCCCCCGCCGAUCCCCGAAAAGGUUGUCGUUUCCGGGCCGGUCAUAGGUACGUUUUUGUGA
Molecule: messenger RNA, 636 nt
Organism: Gaeumannomyces tritici R3-111a-1
Lineage: Eukaryota; Fungi; Ascomycota; Sordariomycetes; Magnaporthales; Magnaporthaceae
Exons: 1
Coding region: 1-636 (211 amino acids)
Source: RefSeq, a predicted model, not a curated record